CUCAUCUCUUUUGAUAUUCCCUUUCCUCUGCAUGCACGCAUCACCACGGAAGCAGAAUAAAGACCUCCGACACGGCGGACAAUCAUCUCCAAAACAUGGAUUCAGGAACAAGAUGCAGAGCUGCCGGUGAUAAGCAACAAUCUCCGGCCAAACUCGAGUUGAGUCGCAUGGUGCAGCAAGUGGAAGUGAGGACUUCCGAGGAUGAUUGGACUGGAAUUAAAGAUGCUGCAGAAAGGAGGAAGCUCCAAAACCGUCUGAAUCAAAGACUUUAUCGUCGAAGACGAGGUGCGAAGCCAAAGGUUGCUCCUCAACAAGGGAAAACCAAGAUUGAUGCUGCAAUACUGGCUAUUACUCAGCCCGAGCCAAAUCUCAGGGGGGACGAGAAGGAAUCUGCCACUUCUGGUUCUUCCAAUUCAAAAUCUACUACUCUAAGCUCUGGGGAUAGCGACUCUAGGAACAGCCAAGUCACCCAUCCAAAUAGAUAUCGACUCCGUGAACUCAAUCGAUCGCAAAUCUACGAUCUGAUGCUUCAAUUCGAAGCGAGCACACGACAGGAUUAUUUGGUCGGCUCUCCACGAACCGACCAGCUCCUCACACUCAUCCAAUUUAACGUCUUCCGCGCCCUCCUCUCGAAUACAGCGACUCUCGGAAUAUCUUACGAAUGGCUCGGAAGCGACGAAGCCAUCUCGCCACUGUCCUCUCCAGUCCCAGGCAUUAACCCCUUUACACCUGUUUCCCUCCUACCCACCGAACUGCAGAGAACGAUAACUCACCACCCGUGGAUUGAUGUCUUUCCGUUUCCAGCUAUGAGGAACAAUAUGCUGCUCGCGGAAGACCAGUACGACGAGAUGGCUCUUUGCAAUGAUCUCGUUGAAUUUUGCACCCUUCCGAAUGAGAAAACGGGGUUGAUUGUGUGGAAAGAUCCUUGGGAUCCGAGUGGAUGGGAGGUCAGUGAGACGUUUGCUCGACGAUGGACUUGGGUGAUAAAAGGCUGUCGGGAGCUGCUCGAAAGUACGAAUUAUUGGAGGCAUAGCAGGGGAGAAGGCCCGUUGGUAUGGGAAGUGUGAGCAUUGAUUCUGGUCGGGUCACGUGAACAGUCAUAUUUUUGGUACCCAGGAAUGGAGCGCUUGGUCUUUUGAUACCUUGGGAUAUGAAGAUAUGAAACCAAGUGGGCAAUAUUUUGGGGUUGACGAUUGCUGGGUCUUCCAAGUGACCUACUGGAUGCGCAAGAUCAGACUUAGGUAGGGCAUCCUGCGCCAACUGCGCUAGUCGCGCUGGAUGAGCUGGAUGCGCUAAAUGCGCUAAAUGCGCUGAUUGCGCUGAAUGUGAGGAAUAUGCUGCAAGUUUUGAAGCAAGCUUUGAACUGAGAGUCACAACUGAGCUGUUAUUCGAUCUUUUUGGAGAUCCCAUUCAUUUGGCACGUCUAGGAAUGAUGGUG
Molecule: messenger RNA, 1438 nt
Organism: Mollisia scopiformis
Lineage: Eukaryota; Fungi; Ascomycota; Leotiomycetes; Helotiales; Mollisiaceae
Exons: 2
Coding region: 96-1067 (323 amino acids)
Source: RefSeq, a predicted model, not a curated record